UACUAAAAGGGCAAUUCUCACGGACAUUGUUUAUUCGUUGGAGGGAGCUUGAUGCUGACCAGGCGUUUUCGGCUUGUACUCGUCCACUAGAGCGAGGACUGAUAUUAGUCCGCUGCUUACUCCUCGUCAUGUCAUUCGCCCUGCCAUUCACAUCCAGUAGGGCGACACUUGGUUCCUGUACACACGGCCAUUGCCAACCAAGACCCAACAGCCUGCUCAAACCUGAACGUCCUCGUCUUCUAUCACAACCGUCAACUUCCGUUACCUCCAGGUUUCCGUCUUCCAGGCCACGACAGACCGUCUCGUCUCUCAACCAAUCCAGACGACGCAACGUCGAGGCUUCUGUUUCUUCCCAGCGUUCUCGAGUUCCGGGUAGCAGCGUCACCCCGAUCAGCUGGCGCGGCAUCGCGCCUGGUUCGCGAAGCAAAUCUUCCGGUCGAGUUGUGCGAGCUUCCAGCGGCGUGGAUGAUCUCCAGGUCCCUGCCACAUGGACGAGUCCAGAAGUCGCCCAGCGAGAAGCUGAGUGGCUGAGGGAGAGCCUCAAGGCGUGGCUGGACAACGAGUACUGCCCGGAGCCCGCCAACGUCGGAAUCAGCGACCGAUGCGCCAAGGUUUACUAUCGCUGCUUGGUGAAUCAAGAAAGGGAGAUAGCACAGAUUCUCAUGCAGAUGGUGUAUGACUUGGAGAGCUUUUCAUUCAAAGAGAGCUUUCACGGACCCUUUUCAUCAGCCAAUGCAGCAGUGGCGCUCAUAUCUGACAGAGCUGCUAUUAGCAUUGACUAGCACUCAUCAAGAAGUUGGCAAAUAUAUACCGUAAUUGAGACUCAUCAAUGCGAGGCAUGUAACAAUAAUUAGGGUCUUCUGAAUCCCUGUUCUUUGGCGAAAUGUUUACGCGGGAAAUA
Closterium sp. NIES-67 is the source of this 901-nucleotide messenger RNA. The record is from the annotation of a GenBank genome assembly. Lineage: Eukaryota; Viridiplantae; Streptophyta; Zygnematophyceae; Desmidiales; Closteriaceae.